This is a messenger RNA of Bombus huntii, 1640 nucleotides long. RefSeq lists its product as uncharacterized. The record is from RefSeq and is a predicted model, not a curated record. Lineage: Eukaryota; Metazoa; Arthropoda; Insecta; Hymenoptera; Apidae. The transcript is spliced from 2 exons. The coding region runs from base 19 to 1407 and encodes 462 amino acids. Gene Ontology annotation, molecular function: zinc ion binding; nucleic acid binding.
ACAAAUAUUUAAGAAACAAUGGCGAGUGUAGUGGAAUCGUUGGACGAAGAAAUGGUUUUGACAUUGUCGGAAAAGCUUAAAGCAUGGGAUGCGAACUUUCGCGAUAUGAGUGCAAAACUCGCCGAAUUACAAAGCGGCUUAUUCGAACUUAAAACAAAACAAGAACCUAAAACACCCGUAUCGCCGCCGACAACGCAACAAGAGACGGUCCAGCCGAGUGGACAUACCCAGCCAAUUAAGCUAAAAGAUGCGAUCGAAUCGGUGCCAGUGUUUGACGGAUAUCGACCAUCGGUAUUCCACUUUUUAAGAGCUUGUGAGCGCGCGCGAAAUAUGAUUUCCAGAUAUCAAGAACCUCAAUUGGUAAAAUUGUUAGUAAAUAAGCUCCGUGGACACGCGCUCCUCGCCAUCGAAGACACAGAAUUAAUGAGUCUAAACGAUUUCGGAAACAAAUUAAAGGAUCUAUUCGGCCCAAAGAAAUCUCUUAACGAAUAUAAAGGGGAAUUAGGAACGAUAUUUCAACGACCCGGGGAAGACAUAUUAGAUUAUAUGGAUCGCGUUAGAAAUCUUAGAUUGGCAAUAAUGGACGGAGAAAGAGGCGACUACGGCAUCAUAUCCCCCGAUAUCCAAGAUACUAUAGAUUGGGAAACGAAAGAAGCUUUCGUUAAAGGACUUCCGAACGAGGUAUAUGUGCGAGUAAAAAUAGCAGGGUACCAUACUUUAGAAGAUGCGUAUCGUCAAGCCGUCAAAGCAACACACGAAUUGAAACAAAUAACCGAUAGAACGCGACCCCAACGACCGACACCCUCGAACUAUUACAGACGCGACAACGCACAUCCUUCGAACACUAACAACAAUAUCAGGAACAACCGCCAAGAUCGAAGAUCGCUACCUCCAUCGCAGAAUUUUUUGAAUUCUACAAGACAAAAUAUCACGUGUAACUAUUGCAAAAAACCCGGGCAUCUAGUGAAAGACUGUUACAAAUUUAAAGCCCGAGUAGAUGCCGGAUUAAUCGUACCCUAUGCUUCGAGACCAUCGGGAAACCAAACACGUCCUUCGGGAGAAUGGGGCGAGCCACGAAGGAACGAUACGCCGAAUCGCCCAAGAGUACAGGCGGCAACCAGGCGACCGGCGCCGACGGCAACAAACAGAACAAGGACAGCCACCCCCGCGAGAUCGACUCCACCACCCAUAACGAGAGACAGAGCGAACGCAAUGCCGACCAUAAGAUCGAACGAACAACCACUAAAUAUUGUGGGGGAGUCAUCCCACAACCAAACGAGGUCACAGACAGAGAAUCCAGAAUCUCAAGGCAAAAGGAAAAGAGUGAAACACAAGCAACCGGCGAAGGAAAAUCAUCAGGAGUUGAAUUCAGAUUCGGAAGGCGACCUCUCCGAAUUAUUUCGAUAAAAUUUAACGAUUCCCCAACGAACCCAACUGCACGAAUAGUUUCCCCAGAUCUAAAGACUAAGACGAGUUUAUUAUUAGACUCUGGAUCGGAAAUCAACAUUAUCAAGAAACCUGCUUUACUCGAUUCAGCCAUCAUCGACGAAAAGGAAUCAAUCGAAGUGCGAGGAAUUACGGCAACGAGCCUGGUCUCCCUAGGGCAGACGGUAAUACAGGUUGCGGGCCAUCCGGUUGGU